Messenger RNA from Contarinia nasturtii (swede midge), 1824 nucleotides. RefSeq lists its product as uncharacterized. The coding region runs from base 1124 to 1774 and encodes 216 amino acids. The record is from RefSeq and is a predicted model, not a curated record. Gene Ontology annotation, cellular component: extracellular region. Gene Ontology annotation, molecular function: chitin binding. Lineage: Eukaryota; Metazoa; Arthropoda; Insecta; Diptera; Cecidomyiidae. The transcript is spliced from 6 exons.
CAGUAGCGUAAUUCAGUUAGUCAAAUUUAGGUACACAACAUAGUUCAUUAUGGCCAUUACUAGAGACGUGUUUAAUUUGUUCAGUAAAAUUGCAAUCUUAAUUUUACUAAUUGGUGUAGUGCAAUCAUCGGUUGUAAAUAAAUUUGUAAAUCCAUUAACAAAUCCUUGUUAUGGUGCCGGAAAUCAACGUGUACGAGCUUUAACAUAUGACAGUUUUUUAGCUGAUUGCAACCAGUAUGUUCAGUGUGAAAAUGAUCAAAUGGAUCAACCGUUAGAAUGUCCUAGUGGAACAUAUUUUGAUGCCGACUCCGGCGAAUGUGUGCAUAACAGAGACGUUUGCUUCCGGUGUCCCAAUAAAGAAUACGCAUUGGUCUCUGUACCAAAUGUACACCAACAAUUCAUUCUAUGCUUCAAGGGAAAACCAUUGCUGUCGGCAUGUGAAGGUGAUUUAUAUUUUGAUGGUAGUCCUGGAGUUCAUCAAUGUAAUUUUAAGUGGGGAGCCGAAUUUGAAGGAGAUUUCGAAAACCAGCUUUGUCCCCCUGUUGGUAAUGAACCAAAAUAUGUGGCUUCCGAAGGAGUUUACUACGUAUGCUAUGGGCAACAGCGUCCAUUGAGACUUGAGUGCCCAAAUGGUCUAAUGUUCAGCGAGGACAAAGGAAUUUGUGAAAAUCCGAAUAGCAAUCUUGAGAUGGUAGAAAACGACCCGGCUGAAGAAUGAAUUCUAGUAAAACAUGAGCUAAUGAGGCUCCAUAAUCUAAUGACGUCCUUUAAAUAGAAAAAAAACAUCGUGAAGAAUUUUUAAAAUUAGAAAAUGACAUGCAUUCAAAGAACAACUGGGCAACAAUAUUUUAAUAUUUAAAUUUAAUUUAAAUUAAAGUUUUGAUAUUUUUUGUAUAUUUUAAUGUGGCGACGGUAAAAAAUAUGCGAAGAACAAUCAAAUUAUAUCAAUGGUAUGAUUCAUAACUUAUCAAUUCAUUUGCUCUCCAUUUUUCAGCUGCUCAAUUUUUGAACAAUGAAUCAUCACUUUAGAAUAAAAUAAAGAGUUAAAGCGUCGAAAAAAACUCUAGUGCACAAUGAAAUUUGAACCAAUCUAGUCAUAAAACAGAUCUUUUACGGAAGUACUAUGGCAGCUGCUAAACGCGUUGUGUCACAUUUUUUCGGCAAAUUUGCAAUUUCAAUCUUACUCAUUGGUGUUGUGAAACCAUCGGUAUUAAAUAAAUUUGUGAAUCCAUUGACUGAGCCAUGUUAUGGUGCGGGAAAUCAACGUGUAAGGGCCAUAACGACUAACAGUUUUUUAGCUGAUUGUAGGCAAUAUGUUCAGUGUAUUAAUGAUAUAUCGGAUCAAACUUUUACAUGCCCUCCUGAAAGGCCAUAUUUUGAUGCCAACUACGGCAAAUGUGUUCAUAACAAAAACGUUUGCUUCCGAUGUCCUCAUGAAGAAUAUUCAUUGAUUUCUGUGCCGUAUGUACAUCAACAAUUCAUUUUAUGCUUCAAGGGAAAACCAUUGCUAUCUGCAUGUGAAGGUAAGUUAUUGUUUGAUGGGAGUGCUGGAAUACACCAAUGUAAUUAUGAGUGGGCUCCCGAAUAUGAAGAAGAUUUUGAAAAUAAGCUUUGUCCCCAUGUUGAUGAUGAACCGAUAUACGAGGCUACCGACGACUCAACAGUUUACUAUGUUUGUUAUGGUCAGCAACGGCCCGUCCGCAUGAAAUGUCCAGAAAGAUUAAUAUUCAACAAGUAUAAAGGCAUUUGUGAAAAAGUUGAAAAUGUUAAAUGAAUUGAAGGCUUUUGCCAUGACUGUAGUCAAUCAUUAAAUCAAUAAAAGUU